GAUUAUUUAGGUACAAUGGGGAUGUGAAAUUAUUUAGAAUCUUAAAAAUGUUUACUAAAAGUAUUUUGAAAAACAAUUAUUUGAAUUUAAGAUUAAUAUUACGAACACAAAGUACCAUACCAGACCAAAAAAGUGUGCAGCCACCCCAGCCACACAAUAUAUCCAGUGACAUGAUCGGGCCUCCGGAUCCCGUUUCUAACUUAAGAAGAAUUGUGUUUAAAAAGCCAGAAAAUGAAACUACGCUUGAAAAGAAAUAUAGAGAAUUAAGAAUAGAAGUGCAAGAAUGGAACCAAAACUUUUGGACGCAGCAUAAUUCAAGGUUUUUCAAGGAACGUGAAGAUUAUUUGAAGAAAAAUCUUCCAGAAGGGAAAACAAAUCUUACUGCUGAUGAAAUGAGUGUUUUUUAUAAAGCCUUCUUGGACAAAAACUGGAAAGCUCACCUGGAUUACAAUAAAGAGUGGUAUAAGAAAAAUGUGACAUUGUUGGGUCUAGCCAUUCAAGUUAAAAUACAAAGGCUUCUGGGAAUGAAAGUUUCACUGUAACACAAAAUCUGUAAAUGAACAAUCAAGGUUUUUGUGGUUUAUUGGAGAAGUUAAUGUGUUUGGAAUUAUGAUGUAUACACUACAAAUUUUGCUUUUUGGUAUUGGUAUUCUAGUGUGGAGAAGUAGGAUAUAUUGGCAACAUAAAAUUAAAUUACACAUUGUCUCUAUCUUGAAA
Messenger RNA from Aricia agestis (brown argus), 717 nucleotides. RefSeq names its product COA8 family protein CG14806, mitochondrial (gene Coa8). Gene Ontology annotation, cellular component: mitochondrion. Gene Ontology annotation, biological process: intrinsic apoptotic signaling pathway. Lineage: Eukaryota; Metazoa; Arthropoda; Insecta; Lepidoptera; Lycaenidae. The transcript is spliced from 3 exons. The record is from RefSeq and is a predicted model, not a curated record. Bases 48 to 542 code for a protein of 164 amino acids.